UACACACACAAACACGCACACACGCACGCACGCGCUGAAUAUAUUUAUUUUUCAUUGGCAAACGUUACUAAGAAUGCUACAAGAACGUUGCUAAGAACGUUCCUGUAAACUAGAGGGUUCUGGUCCCUUCUGUACCGUCAAAGACGAGGUGUGUUUAGAAGAAUAACGUAAGGCCGACAUUCGGUGUUAAUUUAACUCUGUAACAGAGAAGCUGCUGAGAGACACGGUGAUAAGUUUGAUGUUCCCAACGCUGGUGGUGGCUGGAGCUGCGGCCGCAGGAGCUUUUUAUUAUAUGAAGAGACGUGGAGAUGGAGAAAGUACGACGGAGUCGACGGAUACAUCUCCUACUCAUGCUGUCAAAUCAGAUUUUAUUUGUGACAAACAUGCAGCUCCAGUACAGACAACAGCACCUGUAGACUCUUCCCUUUUGGAUCCCAGCUCCUUGAUUUUAGAGGCUGGGGUCUGUAGUGACGACCCUGAGGCCUUUUUGGAUGAACUCGAGAGGAGAUAUGAGAAGGCGAUGGAGCUGAACAGACAGUUGGAGAGGAAAAACUCCUACAUCACAGUCAAAGAGAAGAUCCUGCUAGAACACCUCUCUAAGAGCCGGAUCGGCUAUAAAGACCUCAGGAAUAAACAUGAGCAAGUUGUUCAGGCACACAGAAACAUGACGGUGCACUACAACAGGAUGAAGAAAGAGUACAACGAGUUAAAAACAGAGCGUGAGCAAGAGAAGCUCUGUCUGGCCAAAGCGAUGCAGUCCAGGGCUAGGAUGGAGAACGAGAACAUUGAACUGCUCUCUCGGAUGAGUACACUGCGGUGCUCCAUGCGUCAAUUAAAGGAAGAAUUUGCUGAAGCACGCAGGAAGAUUACUGAAAGAAGGGAGCAGGAGCAAGACAGGACUUUUAAAACUUCGGAUCUCAGUCCAAAUUUAACGCACACCGAGCAAAGACUUGUAAUGUCUCUGAUUGAAAGUGAGACUAAGAUCUCGAAUGUGAUGAAGGAAAAAUUUAUGUUGGAGAAAGCACGAGCUAAAUUGUGUGACCAAGUGUCUGCACUGCGACGCACAGUGAAGGAGCUGGAGGAAAUGCUCUCUGAUUCCGAGAGGAAGUUUGACGCUGUAAAGCAGGAGAAUGAACAACUGAUGCAAAUUCACAAUAUUCUGAAGAUGAGGUACAAAAGGAUGCUGGAGUCUAUAACACAGUGCAAUAUGUUCCUAAUGAACUAUUACAAAGAGGAUGAAGUGUUUCUCCGAACCCCAGGUCACUGUCAGGGGCAUGUUUAAUACCUGGACAUUCUCUUAUAUGUGCACAUACGCCACUGUGGGAUUAGAGUCAGUAGAGAACCCGAAGAGAGAACUCGACUCCAUCUCAAAGUGCUACAUCGCUGUCAUCAUACGACUUGGUGGUAAAGAUCUAGGAACAAGCACACAGGAAAAUAUCCAGGUGUAACUCAGUGCCCCUGGUUCUUAUGAGGAGUAAAAAUAAUGACAGAAUGACAUGCCGGCGUUUACGGAAGACAAUAAAUAAAGAAAGAAAAUGAAAAUGUG
Molecule: messenger RNA, 1546 nt
Organism: Tachysurus fulvidraco (yellow catfish)
Lineage: Eukaryota; Metazoa; Chordata; Actinopteri; Siluriformes; Bagridae
Product: coiled-coil domain-containing protein 89-like
Exons: 10
Coding region: 239-1282 (347 amino acids)
Source: RefSeq, a predicted model, not a curated record